Ambispora gerdemannii is the source of this 357-nucleotide messenger RNA. NCBI's taxonomy places the organism in Eukaryota, Fungi, Glomeromycota, Glomeromycetes, Archaeosporales, Ambisporaceae. The record is from the annotation of a GenBank genome assembly.
AUGUACACCACUAAUGAGGUCGUUAAGAAAUGGAAGCGAGCAGACGUUCCUGAAUAUUUGAAGUCCAAACAAGAUGAGAUGGAUCUUGACGACGAAGAUAUAAAGCUAAUAAGCUUGUCAGAAGAAAAGCUUUUAGUCCCUCCAUAUAACCUUCUCGGUUCAGCCGGAGCCAUAGCACUUUUGAUCAAGGCACUUAAUGGCGAAGUGCAAGGAAAGAUGCACGAACUUUGGGACUGUCACUACACUAAUGGCCAAGCCUCAAUGAGUAUUAAUGUCAGCAAAGAUCGUGUAGAUCAUUCUUUUAAAAAGGAAAUUGAGGUUUUACGAAAGCUGUUUGCAGACGAACAUCCCGCUUAG